Pseudoliparis swirei is the source of this 1639-nucleotide messenger RNA. RefSeq names its product chemokine (C-C motif) ligand 36, duplicate 1 (gene ccl36.1). The record is from RefSeq and is a predicted model, not a curated record. Gene Ontology annotation, cellular component: extracellular region. NCBI's taxonomy places the organism in Eukaryota, Metazoa, Chordata, Actinopteri, Perciformes, Liparidae. The transcript is spliced from 3 exons. Bases 1107 to 1430 code for a protein of 107 amino acids. Gene Ontology annotation, biological process: lymphocyte chemotaxis; positive regulation of ERK1 and ERK2 cascade; cellular response to tumor necrosis factor. Gene Ontology annotation, molecular function: chemokine activity; CCR chemokine receptor binding.
CUUUGGGUGCUCUUGAGGCCCCCGUGGUCUAAGGGUAGCUCUACAAGUCUCGUUGCAGCAUUGCAUUCUGGUCACUUGGGGCUUCCUUCUGAAUGUGUAUCUGCAUAUUUUAUGAUCGAUGUAUAUUUUUUUGUUUUCAAUUGUUCCUACGCCUCGACAUAAACACUUCACCUCUACACUUAUUUACUCAUGUAAAAAAACGGUGUCCGUCUUCUGUGCUCUUCAAAGUCUUGGGAAAUAACCCAGAGGAGUUGGUAAUAGUCAUCCAUUUUAUAUAUAUAUAUAUAUAUUAGCAUGUUGCAUUAUGGGAAAAUACAGGGUCCAAAUUGUCAGUCGUUCCCAUAGAACUGACUCAAGUCAACACACUUUUAAGGGUUCUUAGAUUGACUUCUCUGGCAUUUGCAGGGGAGAAUUUAAGAUGUUGACGUUUUAAAAAGGUUUACGAGCACCGAAAAUAACCUUCUUAUUCAAUUCAGUUUAUUUUAUAUUGCCCAAUAUCACAGAUUACAACCUCCCCUCAGAGGGCUUUACAAUCUGUACACAUAGACAUCCCUGACCUUUGACCUUGCAUCUCCCCCAAAAAGAAGAAGAAAAAAAACCUAAAAGGUGAAGAAGCCUUCAGGAGAGCAGAGGAGGAUCCCUCUCCAGGAUGGACAGAAGAAUGACCAGAACCAUGAACACAUUCAAUGAAUAUGACAGUGUAUGAAUAAUGAGUUGUAAGCGUGGCCCACGGUCAUUCAAAUUAUACAUGCAUACAAGUUUAAGAUUUAAAUUGCAUUCGCUUGUUUGGGCAGCAACGAGCAUCUAGAAAAAUAAAUGUGAAGAAAGUUUUUUGUAUUAAACCAAGAGACACAAACACAUUCCUGAUACCCGGGUCCGUUAACGUGAAGGUAGUUCAGGUGCUGCUGGUUUUGGGUCUCAGCUCUUGAGCUCCAUCUCAUAACCACAGCUGCGUUUCCUUCCUGUCAUCCACCUCAACCUUUUGAGAAACCCGAGCCGAAAGUUUCCAUCGCAGUCGUCGAGAAACCACAGCGGCCCUCCCUCCUCCGCCCGAUGACACCGUUUUUUAAAGUAGAAUUUUAAAAAAAAAGUCUUCUUCCAUCUCGAUGAACCUCUCGCGUAGACGAUACGUCUCCAUCUUCACACGAGCCACCAUGAGGACCGCUCGCCUCCUCCUGCUGUGCAUGCUGGGAUACGCGCUGCUCUCCUCGGUGACCUGCAACAAUGGAAGCGGGCCCGACGACUGCUGCUUCAGGACGUACCCCUGGAAGCUGAGCAGGAAGCUCAUCCGCUCCUACUACCUCACGGACUACCGGUGCGCCAUGCCGGCAGCCAUCCUGGUGACAAAGAAGGGGCGUCACAUCUGUGUGGAUCCCAAGCUGUCCUGGGUCAGGAACAUCAUGAAGCGCGUGGACCAAGACGCCUUCUGAAGCGGCCGCCUGCUCGCCCUCCUUCAAAGGGACCGCAGCUUUCCCCCCUCCAUCCAUUCCCAUCCUAUGAAAUGCAUGCCGCAAUAAAGACGUGUAGAUUUAGCCUCCAGGUGGAGUUCUGAGCUCGUGUCGGCACAGUGACCGACUCGCCCCGUGUUUCUGUUGCUUUGUAUCGACGUCACACAAAUACAGUCAACGUUGAAGCUUUG